Jatropha curcas is the source of this 1613-nucleotide messenger RNA. Its product is annotated as phosphoserine aminotransferase, putative (DUF760). Lineage: Eukaryota; Viridiplantae; Streptophyta; Magnoliopsida; Malpighiales; Euphorbiaceae. The record is from RefSeq and is a predicted model, not a curated record.
AGAAUGGACCCUUCGUUUUUCCUCCCCUAAUCUAAACUCAAAAGCUCCAUAGCCAAUCCUCAUUACACAUUAUUAGGGAUAUUAAUCUCUGUUGAUGGACUAUUGCCUCUCAACACACAAGAUUUUUUCUCCCCAUUUUUUACCAUCCACGGUAAAUUCUCGCGAAUUACCGUCAAUUUUCUCUCCCAGAUUGACGGUCAAGUUCGCCGAUCGGAGGCUAAUUAGUACGAGUACUUGUCUUAACUGGAAAGUGCGACCGGCGGUGGUCGUUGUCGCUAGAGCAGGGUCUAGCCACUGCGAGCCUAGCAGCAGCAAUAGCUUUAGCUUGAACACGCCGCUGGAACCGCGCUCGGCGGCUGGGAAGUUUUUGAGUAGUGUGUUUCAGAAUCAGAGACAGCUGUUUCAUGUUGCGGUUGCCGAAGAACUAAAGCUAUUGGCUGAUGAUAGGGACGGUGCUGUUUCUCGUAUGUUGCUUAGCUCUGGCUCCGAUGAAGCCUCCCUUCACAGGAGAAUUGCUCAACUGAAAGAACAGGAGUGCCAAAUUGCUGUUGAAGAUGUAAUGUACAUGUUAAUAUUUUCCAAAUUCUCUGAGAUCAGAGUUCCUUUGGUUCCAAAGCUCUCUAGGUGCAUUUAUAAUGGCAGACUAGAGAUAGGACCUUCAAAGGACUGGGAGCUAGAAUCCAUUCAUAGCUUUGAGGUUUUAGAGAUGAUAAGGGAACAUGUAUCUACAGUAAUUGGCUUAAGAGCAAAUUCUAGUGUUACAGACACCUGGGCAACAACCGAGAUCCAGCGACUCCAGCUUGGUCGAUUGUAUGUAGCCUCAAUCUUAUAUGGUUACUUCUUGAAGUCUGCCUCCUUGAGACAUUAUCUGGAACUGUGUCUAGCCGUCCCCCAUCAUGAUGUUCACCUUAGUCGUAGAACCUCCCUUCAACUUCCAGAGUCAUCACCUUACAGAAUAUCAAAUCUUGUCUUCGGUCAUCAAUCUGUUUCUUCUGGCCAAAAGUCGAGGAAGCAGGAUCAGAAACGUGGAAAUUUGAGGUGCUAUGUUAUGGGUUUUGAUGCUGAGACAUUGCAAAGAUGUGCUAAACUGAAAUCUAAAGAGGCAGUUAAUCUGAUCGAGAAGCAUAGCUGUGCGCUUUUUGGGGAUGACAAGGCUGGUUUGCUAGAAAAUGAUGAGGUGAUAUUGACAUCUUUUUCAAGUCUGAAGAGAUUAAUUUUGGAGGCAGUCGCUUUUGGCUCGUUCCUCUGGGACACAGAAGAGUACGUCAACUCUGUAUUUAAGCUUAAUGAGAACUAAUGUGGAAGAAAGAUAGAGAAGAUGUUAAAUAAGAAAGGAGUGGCGAUCAGGUUUUACUCUCUCUGUACAAAUGAGUUCUGAUUUCUCCUUUUAUUCCCAUUUUUCAGAACGCAACAGUUUGUUGUAUAGUGUACAUUAUAGUAUAAGUACUGCCUCAGCUUUAAAAUAAUUGUCUUAUAUAACUUGGGCAUGUAGAUUAAGAAAAGUCAUGUAAAUUCAGUAUUAUUUAGUGGUUCUGAAAAGAGAGCGAGGAAAAUACUUGUUGGAAUUAUGAAUUUGAUUUUUAAUUUAGAAAGUUUUGUGUUGGUUAGGCUUC